Emys orbicularis (European pond turtle) is the source of this 2838-nucleotide messenger RNA. RefSeq names its product protocadherin 20 (gene PCDH20). The transcript has 2 exons. Gene Ontology annotation, cellular component: plasma membrane. Gene Ontology annotation, molecular function: calcium ion binding. The record is from RefSeq and is a predicted model, not a curated record. Bases 1 to 2838 code for a protein of 945 amino acids. Lineage: Eukaryota; Metazoa; Chordata; Testudines; Emydidae. Gene Ontology annotation, biological process: homophilic cell-cell adhesion.
AUGACUGCAGUUUCAGAGGGAAUGAACUACCAAGGGACUGGCAGGCGCUCGCAAGCCCUAGGAACAAGCUGGUUUCCGAGGAGCAGGCACCGGCAGCUGGAGAUGGGGCACCUACGCAACGCUGGGCGCACCACCAGCCACAGAAACCUGCAGCAUUUGUUCCUUUUCCUGCUCUUCAUCGGCCCUUUCAACUGCUUUGCCAGUUACAGCCGCGCCACCGAGCUCUUCUACAGUCUCAACGAGGGACUGCCGGCCGGGGUGCUCAUCGGGAGCCUGGCACAGGACCUGCGGCUACAUGGGGUGGCUGCGGAGGGUCUGCCGACCCGUCGCGGGGAGCCUGUGCUCUCCUUCAGCCUGGCCUCCCAGGGGCUGGGCGGCCAGUACGUGAGCCUGGACAACCGCUCGGGGGAGCUGCACACCUCAGCCCUGCAGAUCGACCGCGAGGCGCUGUGCCUGGAGACCGGCGCCGGCUUAUCUGCCUCUCUGCCAGCGCCAUCCUCGGAGCCCUGCCUGCUGCUGCUGGAUGUGCUGGUGCUGCCCCAGGAGCACUUCCGCCUGGUGAAGGUGAAGAUCUCCAUCCGCGAUGUCAAUGACAAUGCGCCACGAUUCCCCGUGCCCAACAUGCGCCUCUGGGUACCCGAGAACUCCCCCGUCGACACCCGCCUGGCCAUAGAGCACCCUGCCCUCGACCCUGACCUGGGCACCAAUGCGGUCCAGACCUACCGCCUUAAGGACGACUAUGGGGUCUUCACCCUAGAUGUGGAGGAGAAUGAGAGUGGGGAGAGGACCCCCUACCUGAUUGUUAUGGGAGCUCUGGACAGGGAGGACAGGGAGGAGUAUGUCACCCUCAUCAUCGCGGAGGAUGGGGGGACCCCGCCGUUACUGGGCAGUGCCACCCUCACCAUUGGCAUCAGUGACAUCAACGACAACUGCCCCCAGUUCAGCGAUUCCCAACUCAACGUCACCGUCUAUGGGAAUUCCAGUGCAGGGACACACGUGGCCACCAUCCACGCAGUUGACAUGGACCUGGGAUCCAAUGCCCAGAUCUCUUACUCUUACAGUCAAAAGGUCCCCCAGCCAUCAAGAGACUUGUUCCAUCUGGAUGAAAGUACAGGAGCCAUCAAGCUCUCUAGUAAGAUCGAUGGUGAUGCUCCCCGGCUCCAUAGGUUGACUAUAUUGGCCAACGGUCCUGGUUGUAUCCCUGCUGUGACCACUGUGCUUGUGUCCAUCAUCAAAGUCAUGUUGAGACCCCCUGAAGUGGUCCCUCGUUUUAUAGCUAAUGAAGUAGAAGGUGUGGUUUACUUGAAAGAAUUGGAGCCUGUUAACACACCAAUAGCAUUUUUUACUAUAAAAGACCCAGAUGAAAAAUAUAAAGUGGAUUGCUUUUUGGAUGGCAAUGGGCCAUUCAAACUGUCACCAUACAAACCAUACAAUAAUGAAUAUUUAUUAGAGACUACAAGGCCUUUAGACUAUGAGGUACAGCAGCUCUAUGAAAUAUCAGUGGUUGCAUGGAACUCAGAGGGAUUUCAUGUAAACAAGAUAAUUAAAGUACAGGUUCUGGACGAUAACGACAACUCACCAGUUUUCCCUCAACAAUUAAUAGAAUUAUCUAUUGAAGAAAAUAAUGCUCCCAAUGCUUUUUUGACCAAAUUGCAUGCAACGGAUGCUGACAGUGGAGAGAGAGGGAAAGUGUCCUAUUUUCUAGGGCCUGAUGCCCCUUCAUAUUUUUCUUUAGAUAAAACUACAGGUGUUCUUACAGUUUCCACUCAGCUGGACAGAGAAGAAAAAGAGAAAUACAGAUACACUGUUAAAGCAAUAGAUUCUGGAUUGCCUCCCAGAGAAUCGCUAGCAACUGUCACCAUCACAGUUUUGGAUAAAAAUGACAAUAGUCCUAGAUUUAUCAAUAAGGAUUUCAGUUUUUUUGUACCAGAAAACUUUCCAGGUUUUGGGGAAAUUGGAGUUAUCAGUGUUACAGAUGCUGAUUCAGGGCAAAAUGGAUGGGUAGCCCUUUCAGUUGUAAAUGGAAGUGAUAUUUUUGUGAUAGAUACUGGCAAAGGAGUUUUGAGAGCUAAGGUCUCCCUCGACAGGGAGCAGCAAAGUUCCUAUGUCUUGUGGGUUGAAGCUGUUGAUGGAGGUGAUCCUGCCCUUUCUUCUACUGCCAAAAUAACUAUCCUUCUUCUGGACAUUAAUGACAACCCCCCACUGGUCUUGUUUCCUCAGUCUAAUACAUCUUAUUUGUUGGUACUUCCUUCUACUCUUCCUGGCUCUCCCAUCACAGAAGUCUAUGCUGUAGAUAAAGACACUGGCAUGAAUGCUGUCAUAGCUUACAGCAUCAUAGGUAGAAGAGGUCCACGACCUGAAUCAUUUAGGAUUGACCCUAAAACUGGUAAUAUCACCUUGGAAGAGUCACUGAUGCAGAAUGACUAUGGUCUCUACCGGCUACUCGUAAAAGUUAGUGAUCAUGGCUAUCCAGAGCCCCUCCAUUCCACAAUCAUGGUGAACCUUUUUGUCAACGACACAGUGAGCAAUGAAAGCUAUAUUGAAAGUUUGUUAAGAAAGGAACCUGACAUUAAUAUAGAGGAAAAAGAGCCACAAAUAUCUAUAGAGCCUACUCAUAAAAAAAUGGAGUCACCAUCUUGCAUGCCUACCUUAGUAGCCCUGUCAAUAAUAAGCUUGGGCUCAAUCACUUUAGUAACUGGGAUGGGCAUUUACAUCUGUUUACGGAAAGGGAAAAGGCAUCACAGAGCAGAUGAAAAUUUGGAAGUACAAAUCCCACUAAAUGGAAGAAUUGACCUUCAUAUGUUGGAGAAGAAACCAAUGGAGAUUUCUAAUAUUUGA